Messenger RNA from Hydra vulgaris (swiftwater hydra), 877 nucleotides. NCBI's taxonomy places the organism in Eukaryota, Metazoa, Cnidaria, Hydrozoa, Anthoathecata, Hydridae. The record is from RefSeq and is a predicted model, not a curated record.
AAAGUGUUACCAAAAUGGAAUCUGGUAUCUUGCUCCAAUCACAUUUUGUCUGAUAUUGAGAUUUGGUUAAAAAAACACAGUGCUUGUCAUGCAGAAAUAACUGUUUAUAAAUCUCAAAUGCAGGAACUUCUCAUAUGUGAAAGUGAAAUUUGUUUAAAAGUAAAAAUUGAUACAUUGAGACCUUCAUGGAGCGAAGCAUUCUCAAUUUAUUUUUCAGAUCACUUACACUCACGUAUUUUAAUAUCUUAUAUUGGUCACCUCAGGUUCGUUGGUUUAACAGAUAAUAUAAUUACAAAUAAUGUAUCAGAAUCACUAAAUGCUGUCAUUAAAAAGUUUCAGGAUUGGAAAGAAGCGCCUGUUGAUUCGAUGGUUGUUGCAAUGCAUCGCCUUCAGACCUUCUAUUUGACAGAAAUUAAGCGGAGUUGUAGUGGUUUUGGACCCUACACUCUCGUUGACAGCAGUCUCCUAAUCAAAAAUGCAGAUGACAUACCAAAAGUAGAGAGUCCAGAGCUUGUUAUUGCGGAGCUGCAAGCAGCUGCCAAUAUACCAAUACAGCAAUUCAUACCUCCGUCAAUAUGUGUGCUUUCUAACACAUUUAAUGUUGUACAUGUUCCAAGCCUUAAAGUUUUUACAGUCUCUGCCCCUGAUGGAAAUGCGCAUGUUGUGAAGCUGUAUCCUAAGGAAAACUGCACGUGUCCUUCUUCAACAAUGUGUUGUCACAUACUAGCUGUUAAGCGCAGCAUUGGAGUUGAAUGUAGUGAACGAAAGAUCAUAAAUUUGACCAAAUUGCGGCGUAACUCACGGUAAAUUAAAUUACUCUGAGGUGCCUAAUAAAAGAAUAAUCCUAAUAAACAGGGAAAAAAUUAGAAAAAUAAGA